Messenger RNA from Pyrus x bretschneideri (Chinese white pear), 798 nucleotides. RefSeq names its product L10-interacting MYB domain-containing protein-like. The record is from RefSeq and is a predicted model, not a curated record. Lineage: Eukaryota; Viridiplantae; Streptophyta; Magnoliopsida; Rosales; Rosaceae. The transcript is spliced from 2 exons. Bases 176 to 571 code for a protein of 131 amino acids.
AUGUAUGUAUAUAUACAAACUGUGAACCCAAUCUGUGAUGUAAUCUAUUUGUAGUUGUAUGUGGAUCAUUUAUUGGUUAUUUCUUGGUUAUAUUACAAUAUCAUUUGUUCGUGUUUUAAUAUAUAUAUAUAUAUAUAUAUAUGUAUGUAUAUAUACAAAUCAGUAGUUGGUAUCGAUGGCAAAGAAGGGGGCAUCUUCGUCAAAUCCUGUAGCUACAUGGAAUGCGCACAAUAUAUCAAUAUUUUGUGAUGUUUGCAUCAAGGAGGUUGAGGCCGGACAUCGUCCGGGCACUCACUUUGACAAAGAAGGAUAUGCAAAUAUUAGAGCUAACUUCAAGGCAGAGACAGGGCAUGAUUAUGAAAAAAAGCAACUAAAAAAUAAGUGGGAUGCACUUAAAAAUGAGUGGAAGUUGUGGAAAGAGCUAGUUGGUAAAGAAACUGGCCUAGGGUGGAAUUCAAGCAAGGGUACCGUUGAUGCCUCUGAGGAGUGGUGGAACAAUAAAAUUCAGAUAAACAAAGAAUAUGAAAAAUUGCGAAAAAAGGCAUUAGUCCUGAGAUGGAGGACAAGUUAAAUAGGAUGUUCUUGAGUACAAUUGCUACCGGUGAACAUGCCUGGGCACCUUCAUCUGGAGUACUACCACCAGAGUCAAGAGAGGAAUCUGUAGGACAAAUUGAUUCAUAUGAUGAGGAAGAAACUGAGACUAUGCAGGAUCUAAGGCAAGCAAGUAGGAAGGGAAAAAAAAGAGCAGCUAACCAAGGAGAAUUGCAAAAGAAAAAGGUUGAUAAGAAAGGGAAAAAA